Lycium barbarum (goji berry) is the source of this 1722-nucleotide messenger RNA. RefSeq names its product G-type lectin S-receptor-like serine/threonine-protein kinase LECRK3. The record is from RefSeq and is a predicted model, not a curated record. Gene Ontology annotation, biological process: recognition of pollen. The transcript is spliced from 3 exons. NCBI's taxonomy places the organism in Eukaryota, Viridiplantae, Streptophyta, Magnoliopsida, Solanales, Solanaceae. The coding region runs from base 1 to 1383 and encodes 460 amino acids.
AUGGCUGUACCAGCCAAUUCUAGUAUCAGGCCUAUAAAUGUGUUGGUGCUCCUCACUUCUCAGAUACAAAGGGGAUGUCGGGAAAUUCACACACACCUAUGCACGUUGACACCCGAUAAAAAGCAGACAUGCUUGAGAACCCACUGGCUCUUUGCCUUUGGUUUUUAUGAACAAACCAUUGGCUAUGCUGUUGGAAUCUCCAUCGUCGGUAUGCCUAAGAAGACAGCAGUGUGGACAGCAAACAGAAACAAUCCUGCUGUCCUGAGUAGCGCUGUCUUGCUCUUAACUAGUGAUGGGCUCAUUUUGCAAGUAGGAGGGAAAGAAAUCUUUGUCAUAAAUCCCUCUCAAGCCAUUGCUUCAGCUUCCAUGCUGGACACUGGCAACUUUGUGCUCUAUAAUUCAGAUCACGAUAUCAUAUGGCAAAGUUUUGACAGUCCAACAAACACCCUUUUACCUGGUCAGCAUCUGUCAGCUGGACAAGAGCUGUUCUCGAGUGCCUCGGAAGCAGACGACUCAUUCGGGAUUUUCCGUCUCAAAAUGCAAAAUGAUGGGAACCUUGUUCAGUACCCUGUCCAGACACCAGACGAUGCCCCAUAUGCUUACUUCGCUACAGAAACCAAUACACCAGGGAAUAAUGUCACACUGAAUCUUGAUGAUGACGGCCACCUCUACUUGUUGAAUUCCACUAUCAGUAUACUAAAUCUAACCAAGGGAGGCUACCCUAGAGAAAGGACCAUCAUCUAUCUGAUGAAAAUUGAUGUUGAUGGUAUUUUUCGAGUUCAUUCACAUUCUCUGAACCAACAGAACAGCUCUGCAAUAUGGUCAUCAACAGAUGAUAGGUGCACUCCAAAAGGCGUUUGUGGGCUUAAUGGUUUUUGUACCAAUAUAGAUGAUCAAAUUAAAUGUGUAUGUCUUCCGGGAUUCGAUUUUGUAAUGCCAGGAAAAUGGAGCUCAGGCUGUCAAAGGAAUUUCACUGCAGAAACCUGUCGGUUAAAGGAGAAUACUUCCAAAUACUAUGCCAUGAGAACAGUUCACAACACAAAAUGGGUAGAUAUUUCUUAUGCUGUUUUUUCCACAACCACCAAAGAAGAUUGUGAACAAGCCUGUCUACAGGAUUGUAACUGUGGGGCUGCUUUGUUCAAAGAUACAGAGUGCAGAAAGCAAAUGCUGCCUCUGAGAUAUGGAAGAAGAGACAUGAGUAACUCCAAUCAAGUAUUGGUCAAGGUGGGCAUUAUUGUAGUUGCCGAAAAAGGACUGCCUAAACAGAUUGAAGAAACAAACAACAACAAUAACAACAUACCCAGCAUUACAAAAGGCAAAAAGCUAAGGAUAGACAUCCUAAUUGCAAGCAUUACACUGGCUGUUUUGCUUUGUUGGUGUUAGGCGUCUCCGGAUUCCUUAUUCACAAAAAUCACUGGACUUACAGGAAAAUCCAGGAGAGAAGAAGUGUUCAGUUAUAUGAGAAAGUUGCUCCGCGAGCAUUCUCCUAUGCAGAACUAGAGCAGGCUCUGUUGUUUAUAUUCCCUUCUUCUCCCUCAUUUUUGACUAGAAUGAUUCAAACAAUCAGUUCCUAUUUACUAAAGAUGUUUUAAGUCCAAAUGGUUUCCCUUAGCUGUCAUAUCGAGGAAUUAACUCCAAACAUGUGCUAGUUUGAAUAUUGAUGUGUUUAGCUACUGUUUGUGUAGGGUUCUGUGUAAUGACAUGAUUAAAUCCUUGGGAUAU